Taeniopygia guttata (zebra finch) is the source of this 9311-nucleotide messenger RNA. RefSeq names its product MIB E3 ubiquitin protein ligase 1 (gene MIB1). Gene Ontology annotation, cellular component: cytoplasm. The record is from RefSeq and is a predicted model, not a curated record. Gene Ontology annotation, molecular function: ubiquitin-protein transferase activity; zinc ion binding; protein binding. NCBI's taxonomy places the organism in Eukaryota, Metazoa, Chordata, Aves, Passeriformes, Estrildidae. Gene Ontology annotation, biological process: Notch signaling pathway; protein ubiquitination; endocytosis.
CCGGAUGUAGCGGCGGGAGCGGGGCCGGCGGUGGGAGCGGGUGGGGGGCGCCGCUGGGGCCGGGGAAUGGGCGCGUAGGGAGCGAAGAACGCAAGAAGGGAACGAGCGAGCGAGCAAGGAGAAGAGCCGGACGGAGAUUCCCGCCCGGCGCCCGAGGUAGCCGCCCCCAUCGGGGUCCCCCUCCGCCGCCUGCGGGCUGCGCGCCCCCUCCAUCCGCCCCGGGGCUCCGCCGCCGGGAUGAGCAGCUCGCGGAACAACCGGGUGAUGGUGGAAGGAGUCGGGGCCCGGGUGGUCCGCGGCCCGGACUGGAAGUGGGGGAAGCAGGAUGGCGGCGAGGGCCAUGUGGGCACCGUGCGCAGCUUCGAGAGCCCCGAGGAGGUGGUCGUGGUGUGGGACAACGGCACCGCCGCCAACUACCGCUGCUCCGGGGCCUACGACCUCCGCAUCCUCGACAGCGCGCCCACCGGUAUCAAACAUGAUGGGACUAUGUGUGAUACUUGUCGACAGCAGCCUAUCAUUGGCAUCCGAUGGAAAUGUGCUGAAUGCACAAAUUAUGACUUGUGCACAGUUUGCUAUCACGGGGACAAGCAUCACUUGAGGCAUCGUUUUUACAGAAUUACCACACCUGGAAGUGAAAGGGUAUUGUUGGAGUCUCGACGUAAAUCAAAGAAAAUUACAGCAAGAGGAAUCUUUGCAGGUGCCAGGGUGGUGCGAGGAGUUGACUGGCAAUGGGAAGAUCAGGAUGGUGGCAAUGGGCGUAGAGGAAAGGUAACUGAAAUCCAAGAUUGGAGUGCGUCGAGUCCACAUAGCGCAGCAUAUGUUCUUUGGGACAAUGGUGCUAAAAAUCUUUACAGAGUUGGCUUUGAGGGCAUGUCUGACCUGAAAUGUGUUCAAGAUGCAAAAGGAGGCUCAUUCUACAGAGACCAUUGUCCUGUGUUAGGUGAGCAAAAUGGUAACAGAAACCCUGGUGGGCUGCAAAUAGGUGACCUUGUAAACAUUGACCUCGACUUGGAAAUUGUGCAAUCUUUGCAGCAUGGUCAUGGAGGAUGGACUGAUGGCAUGUUUGAAACUUUAACAACAACUGGAACAGUUUGUGGCAUCGAUGAGGACCAUGACAUUGUAGUACAAUAUCCAAGUGGCAACAGGUGGACAUUUAAUCCAGCUGUUCUCACCAAGGCCAACGUUGUCCGAAGUGGAGAUGCUGCUCAAGGUGCAGAAGGAGGUACCUCUCAAUUCCAAGUGGGCGACCUCGUUCAAGUAUGUUAUGACUUGGAGCGAAUCAAGCUUCUCCAGAGAGGUCAUGGAGAGUGGGCUGAGGCAAUGCUUCCAACUUUAGGUAAAGUUGGUCGUGUUCAGCAGAUCUAUUCAGACAGUGACUUAAAGGUAGAGGUUUGUGGGACGUCUUGGACCUAUAAUCCAGCAGCUGUCUCGAAGGUGGCAUCUGCAGGAUCUGCUAUAAGUAAUGCAUCUGGUGAGAGAUUGUCCCAGCUAUUGAAAAAAUUAUUUGAAACCCAAGAAUCUGGAGAUCUCAAUGAAGAAUUGGUUAAAGCUGCUGCCAAUGGAGAUGUUGCUAAAGUGGAAGACUUGCUAAAGAGGCCAGAUGUAGAUGUGAAUGGGCAAUGUGCUGGACACACAGCUAUGCAAGCUGCAAGCCAGAAUGGCCAUGUUGACAUUUUGAAGUUGCUUCUGAAACAGAAUGUGGAUGUAGAAGCAGAGGACAAGGAUGGAGACAGGGCUGUCCAUCAUGCAGCCUUCGGUGACGAGGGUGCUGUGAUUGAGGUUUUGCACCGAGGCAGUGCAGAUUUGAAUGCUCGCAACAAGCGCAGGCAGACUCCACUCCAUAUUGCUGUCAACAAAGGUCAUCUGCAAGUUGUCAAGACUUUACUGGACUUCGGCUGCCACCCCAGUCUCCAGGAUUCUGAAGGAGACACUCCACUUCAUGAUGCAAUAAGUAAAAAGCGUGAUGAUAUCCUUGCUGUACUCUUAGAAGCUGGAGCAGAUGUUACUAUCACCAACAACAAUGGGUUUAAUGCUCUUCACCAUGCUGCCCUAAGAGGAAACCCUAGCGCAAUGCGCGUGCUGUUGUCCAAGUUACCACGACCAUGGAUUGUUGAUGAGAAAAAAGAUGAUGGUUACACUGCCUUACAUCUGGCAGCUCUUAAUAAUCAUGUGGAAGUGGCUGAACUUUUGGUGCAUCAGGGCAAUGCUAACCUGGAUAUCCAGAAUGUUAACCAGCAAACUGCUCUUCAUCUUGCUGUUGAACGGCAGCAUACACAAAUUGUUAGGCUCUUAGUCCGUGCAGGUGCUAAAUUGGAUAUUCAGGAUAAAGAUGGGGAUACUCCCCUGCAUGAAGCCCUGAGACACCACACCCUGUCACAGCUCCGCCAACUCCAAGACAUGCAAGAUGUGGGCAAGGUAGAUACUGCUUGGGAGCCAUCAAAGAACACAUUAAUAAUGGGACUUGGCACUCAAGGAGCAGAGAAGAAGAGUGCUGCAUCGAUUGCCUGCUUCCUGGCAGCCAACGGGGCUGACCUCGGCAUUCGUAACAAGAAGGGUCAGUCCCCUCUUGAUCUCUGCCCUGAUCCAAGUCUCUGCAAAGCAUUGGCUAAAUGUCACAAAGAGAAAGUCAGUGGCCAGGUUGGUUCCCGAAGUCCAUCUAUGAUCAACAAUGAUUCUGAAACCUUAGAAGAAUGUAUGGUGUGUUCAGACAUGAAGAGAGAUACUCUGUUUGGCCCAUGUGGCCACAUUGCCACGUGUUCUUUGUGCUCACCACGGGUGAAAAAAUGCCUCAUCUGUAAAGAACAAGUUCAAUCUAGGACAAAGAUUGAAGAAUGCGUAGUAUGUUCAGACAAAAAGGCAGCAGUGCUCUUCCAGCCUUGUGGUCAUAUGUGUGCCUGUGAGAAUUGUGCAAGCUUGAUGAAGAAAUGUGUACAGUGUCGGGCAGUGGUUGAGCGAAGAGUGCCUUUCAUAAUGUGCUGCGGAGGGAAAGGUACAGAAGAUACCAGUGAUGAUAUUUCAAGUGGAAACAUUCCAGUUUUGCAGAAGGACAAAGACAACACUAAUGUCAAUGCAGAUGUACAGAAGCUGCAGCAACAGUUGCAAGACAUCAAGGAACAGACGAUGUGUCCUGUCUGUUUGGACCGCCUGAAGAACAUGAUCUUCCUGUGUGGCCAUGGAACAUGUCAGCUUUGUGGAGACCGAAUGAGCGAGUGCCCCAUAUGCCGCAAGGCAAUUGAACGGAGGAUCCUUUUGUACUAAACAGGGGCCAGGGUCUUUUACUAUGUUGUGAAAGAGUAAGGUCAUGCUGAUGGUUUUAACCCUCUAUUAGUUUGAAUGGUAGUAGAGGGUUCUAAUGAAAACAUUUCUAAUACUGUAGCACAGGUUUGUUACAUAGUAAUUGUUUAAAGACUGUGAAAGCACCAAAUAAAAGAAACAAACAGUAUUUGAACAGUCAGCUUGUAGCUUUACUCUUAAAAAACGUGUAAGCCUAAUGCUAAUGUAAAGCAGUCUUUUUUUCAUUUUGUUUCUGUCUUCUUCUUAAAGUUUAAACGGACAAUCUUAUUUUGGUUUUGUUCAUGUGUAUCCUGUAUGUGUCAGAUGUCAAGUGAUGUAAGGGAAUUUUUUUUUUUAUAUUGUCAAUUACUACCAAACAUAAACAUUCAGGAUUUUUUUUUGCUUUAUGCUUUUUAUGUGUCAGCAUUUCCUAUGCCAGUUCUGAUUCACAAUUAAUUUGUCUUGAAAUACACAGCCAUGAAAAAUCAAUACAAAAUAUAUACACAGUAAUAAUAGAUAGACUAUUCCCAUGAGGUCAUGUCUUAGAAUGCAAUGUUAGGGUAAUUCUGACUUCAUGCCCUUUGUUCCUGAGGAUGGGUUGUAUAGGAAAAAUUUUUUUUAAAAAAUCUGUUGAUUGAAUAUGAUCUGUUGUGUAGAAACACACACAUGCAGAGCCGUUUAAAAAUUGUGGAUCUGUGAAUUCAGAAAGACCAGAUUUUGUGAAAUUUCCUUUGUUUAUAAGUGAGUUUUAUUGUCUUCAGGCAAACAGUGUCAACAGCAAAAGAGAAUAUUUAAUAUUGAUUAUUCAUCUAAGUGGGGUAUUAACACCAGAACUUACCUAUGAGCAUUACUGAGUAAUACUGCAAAUGAAGAUAUUGCUGACAGAGCAGUGAAUUUUGUGAGCUGUGCCUAGUUGAGCUGAAUUUUGCUGAAGGAGUUUGUUUUCCCUGAUAUGAUAAGGAGCUAUUCCUCCUGACCCCCAAAAUGCUACUGUUACAGACUGCAAACUAUUCACUUUUUGAAAACAAAUGUAUCUUUUCAUCCUUUUUGGUAGUAGAAAAUAUGCUGAUUUAAGGGUUUCUUGUAGCUAAAAGGAAUCUCUGCUUACUCCUAAGUGAUUGAACAGUUUUCUGAGUGCAUAGUUCAUGUAGCCCAUUGCCAUUGUGCAGACUUCAUUUGGACAUUUCUGCUCUUGCAGAACAUUAAAGAAAUCCAUGCUGGAAUUACUUAGGUGCCUUACUUGCAGCUAAGAUGAAUUUAUCAUUGAAUUCUCAUUGCUUAUGUCUAAAAAUGUGGAUAAAAGGAUAGUUCAGGGAAAGAUCCAAGAAAGGAUAAUGUUAUAAUUGUGGUAUUUUCAGAUAAAUCAAUCUGUCUUCUGAAACUUAUGUUGAUAUGCCUGAACUGUGCAAAUGUUGGCAAAUGUCUCAGAAGACUGUUACUAAUAAACUGUAAAGAUAGACAAACCUUUAAGCAAUAAGAUUUAAACACUGAAAAAAAUUUUCCAGGAAACAAGUACAGUGAUAUAUUGGAAAAGUCUGUAUAGAGGGACUUUUAACAUCAUGAAGUGGUGUAAUACACAGCGUUACAAUAGUCAUCUUUAAUCCUCAUCCAGCAUUCCAAAUGUUCCUCAUUAUUUUCAGUGUUCUUUCAUUGGACACAAUCACAAUCUGGAGUCACUGUAGUCGUCUGGUUUAUUUUGUAUACUAGUGGUCAUUUGUUCUCAGAUAAUGUGCAUCUGUAUUCUUGACCAAAUGAAGCAGCCUUCCCUUGUUUUGCUUCUUGAUUACUAUUCUAAAAUACCAAAAUUUCAAGGAGUUUUGGAAAGUUUUUGAUGCAAGGCCUUGUUUCAGUUCAGCAUUUUGGUAUCUCCACUUGAACUCUUUGUGCAUCUGAGUGUUCAUUGCAAUUUUCAUUUGGCCAAUACAUACUAAGGUUUUUGGUUUGUUUUUUUGGGGUGGUGUUUUUUUGGGUUUUUUUUUUUUUUUUUGGUAGCAUGUUUUACAGCUGAACCUUUUAUAGUAGGCUUCAGUUUCUUGUCAGAAGUAUUUUCCCCUGGAAAUACUUCUGUAAUAGGAUAUGCCAUUUAAUGAUCUAUUCUGAGUUUUCGCCUGUCAUGCAUCAGAUUUUUACCUUGAUUUCCUCUGUCUCUGGCAGACAUAUUUUGUUCUCAUAAUUCUUUAAGGGAGCCUCUGCAAAGUUGGCUGCACAGAUGCAGGGUGGAUCUCUUCUUGAUAACACAACUCAAAACUGAAACCUCAGUAGAGCAGUAUGCAUUUUCCUGAUUCUUUUUUGCUGGAACAAGCCAGAAUUACUUGAAAGUAUUCCAGCUUAGCAUCAGUUAAAUAAUUCAGCUGAGUUAGAACAGAUCUGAAGCAUCCUGGUUAGGAAACUGGAUGUAAGAUGCAAGUUACUGUUUAACACCCUCAGUACUUGAAUACCAUCACAGUCCUCUGGAAAUGGAGACAACGACUGAAGGUAUUGCUGUAGGAGCAGCUUUGUGUCCCAUGCUGCUCUCACAGCAGAUGUAUGUGACUGCAUAGGAGCUUGUGAUUGGACUCAUUCAGCAAUGUUGUGUGUGUGCCAGUUGAAACUGAACUGUGUCAGCUUGGUGCUAUUUUGGUGCCAAGAAAAACAUCUGAAUUAGAAAAACUAGGAGGGCUAACCAAGAUGCUUGAUUUAUUUAUAUAGUUCUGUUAUUGACAGGAGUAUUGUAUCUUGUCUGGAGGUGGCGAUACCUCCUUUCAAAAAACUUAAAUGGGGAAAAAUGCUUGCAAAUCUGGUAUCAUUUAUGGAAAUAAAUAUUUAUAUUCAGACCCUCUCUUUUCAUUCAGAUGUAGAAGGUGAGCUAGUGUUAAGGAGCCCAAUAAGCUCAUUCACUUUAUUUUGUGGUUAUGUGUGCAAUGUGCACAGAGUACGAAUGUUUAAUUGGAUAGCACAUAUUUGAAGGAUGAGAAGUUCAAAGGGGAUCAUAACAAGUAGGAGAGCUAAGGAAAUAUCACUGUGCAUCUGUCUUCAGCAAAAGAUUAAAGUCUAAAUUUCACCUGAGCAAAGUAAAAAUUAGAAAAAUCAGUUGGGCAUUUAAUUUAUUGUAAAAUUGUAGAAUGUGAGCGUUGUAAGGUUUGUUAUGUCUAGUGCCCAGCAUUGAAUAAUAAUUUUGAAAUUAAAUGGAAUUAAAUAUCUCCAUUUUUUUCUUGAAACAAGAUACCUAAAAAAUAUGUAUUGUUCAGUGUGAGGUAUGCUCAGAUGUUUAAGUAAAAUGUUUUCUUUGCCAUUCAUAAAGAGACAUUAUAUCACUAUGCAGGGAUUUAAAGUGUAAAGACAACCUAAGAGGUUAACAGAAUAAAUUUAGUAGUUGUAUGUGGUAGUAUAUGUACUACCACAGUUGCAGAUUGUUAACUUUUGUAUAACUACCUUUGACUUUUUUUUCCCUUCAAAACUUGUAUCAUCACUUAUUGUGGCCCAAACUUAUAUGGCACUUCCCAAAAUCUGGGCUGCUAUUACCUACUUUGCAUUUGUUGGAUUACUGUGUAUUUAUAUGUUGGGGUUUGGAGAAAUCCCUUUUUCCUGAAGUGGAUAAAAAAACUACACUGGUGAGAUAGCAAACAAGUUACUUUGUAAAUGUGAAAGUUUGAUUAGAAGGUGGUGUUCUUAAUUUGGACUGGCUGAGAAUAUAGCAGAUUUGCACAAGUACUUGUGCCUUGUUAGCAUAGUCUUACAAUUGGUAUUUUAGCUUCUUUUAAAGACCUGAAAUGGUCUUUUAAAAAUAAUUAAGUACUUACUGUGUAGAUAUUUUCUAGACAUGAAGGUUUAUGUAUGUGUAAUUAUCUUUAGCAGUAUUAAUUGCAGUUAGUGUAAACACUAAAUUGUUUGAAGAAGCUGCUUUCAGCUAGUGAUCUGAGCUUCCUCUACAAAACUAAUUGUCAGAAAUUUAAUUUUACUCUUCCAGUAGCAGCUGGUGAACCGAAGAACCUAUCCUGUUCUUUGUGCUGCAUGGGUCAAGUUUUCACUUAAAAAAACCAAACCCCAACAACACUACAGUCUAACUAGCAGUGCUACCUCCUUUCUGUCAAAGUGCUGAAUUCUUCUGUAGCUGUUUGUUGUCUUUGAAAAAGGGUGGGAAACGCAUCAGUUUUCUUUUGCUUCAUCAGUUUUGAUGUCUGAAUACAUUGCAGAGGUUUUUUUACUUUAUUAAAUUACUGUGUAAAUUGCAUACAAUAGCAGUGCGUGAUUUGCCACGAAGUACAUUGUAUUCCUGUGCAUAAAUUGCUGGAAUCCAAAGUGUUGUCUUUGUGUGCAUUUCAUACUUUAUUUGUGUUGACAAAGCUAAACUGUUUGCAGAAGCUUUAGUGUGUGCCAUUUUUAUAGCUAAGCCUGUGGUAAAUACACAAGUUCUGACUCAGGGCUUUUUAACAACUUAAACACAUUUACAAUAUUCUUCAGCACAUCUUGGAGAAUACUAGAGAUUUAAUGACUCUACAGUGCCUUGAUAGAACUAUUGAAUGGGCAGCAGCCAUAGGGUCUUCACAAGAACACAAGUAUCUUCUCAAUCCAAUUAAUGAGUUUAUGUUAAUAUAGUUGUAAUGCCCUUGCCAUGGAUUUAUAAACUUGUAUAUAUUUUCUGUAAAGGAAAUUUGGAAAAUUUAGAUAUUGCUAAGCUUUCUGAAAGCUGAUUAAUUGUUGCACUGGUCAUGAGGAUCUGAAGGGCAUCAUAUUAAAAUUUACAGGAGCAGCUUUUGUGUCAAAGACAGCUGAGAAAAUUUUCUGUAUGUGACAUUUUUAGUGUGAGGGAGAGGUCAUUGUAUAACAUGUAAAAGUACCUGCUUUAUUUUGAUCUAGGAAAUCUUCCGUAAGUGAGAGAGAAAUAACCAUCAACAAAUCAGUAUGUUUGCAUGCCAUUUCAUAGUUAGAAAACUUUGUGUCAUUUUGAGCUUCUAGGAAAUACUUAAUUUGUCCAGCCUUAGUGUCUUUAUGAAUGCAAACUAUUAAUGGUAGAAAACAGGUUUUAAUGAAUUACAACAAACAUUUUUGCUUUUGUUAAAACUAACUUUGUAUUUUCUGUAAACUGUAGAUUUUGACAUGACUGUUUAUUGGAGAAGUUUAAGAUAGCCUGUGUGAGUGUACUGUAUUUCUGUAUGCAGAUAGCAUUAUAUACUUGCUUGUUUUAAAACUGCUUAGCAAUGUCUAAGCUUUUCAAAGGAAAUGCUGAUGUACUGUAUGGUUAGUAAAACUUGUCAUAUGAGAUGUAUACUGACUUUUUCAAGAGCUUUGAUUUAAAAGAAUAGUUGGACUGAAUUAAUACUGAUUUUUUGCACACAACAUUGGAAAAGGGGUAGUGACUCAUUUGUCUUCCUCCGUCUUAGUUGUAAUGAUGUUAGAUGUCACCAUGGAAUUUGAAAUUGGAUACCUGAAAAAGUAUUUGCAAACUUGGUUACUUGUUGGCAUACAAUGUUUAAAAGAACACCAGACAUUAUUGAGAAAUUUUGCAGUCCAAAGUUCUUAAAAAACCUGUUUCUUUUAUAAUAUGUUCCUGAAGAAUGAAUUUGUGAAAGCAUCAGAAAUGCUAUGUGCCUUUGAAUCUCCAAGGUACUCAAACAUUGUUAAAGCAGCACAGUAGAAAUUCAAAGGGUGGAUUAUUUUGUAACAACAGAAAGAUUGAUUUAAAAUUAUCUCUGGAUUAUGUGCAAAUUUUUCUGUAAAUACGUAGUACUGUUCUACUGACCUGAGUUGCUGUUAAGUGUAUGUUAGACUCUGUGUUUACUUGUAAAUGAAUGGCCUUUACAGAUCUGGCUACGUGAAUGUGAUCAUUCAAACAUCUCCUGCCAGAUACAGUAACUUCCAUAUUCUGAGACAACAGAUGCUGCAUCAUGGUUUGUACUUUUAGGAUUCAAGUGCUAAUGGAUGCAUUUGUAAAAAAAAGCAAAAAUCUAUGUAAUCAAAGGCAACAAAACCAACCACACUUAUAUGGCUUAGUGUUUUUAUUUGUCCUAGUAUACAGGUGAAAAAAGGAACUGACAGAAUAAAAAGUUUGUUGCUCUCUU